Neoarius graeffei (lesser salmon catfish) is the source of this 3268-nucleotide messenger RNA. Its product is annotated as RING finger protein 223. Gene Ontology annotation, biological process: protein ubiquitination. The coding region runs from base 312 to 986 and encodes 224 amino acids. NCBI's taxonomy places the organism in Eukaryota, Metazoa, Chordata, Actinopteri, Siluriformes, Ariidae. The transcript has 2 exons. Gene Ontology annotation, molecular function: ubiquitin protein ligase activity. The record is from RefSeq and is a predicted model, not a curated record.
CGUCUGCAAUGAGACAGAGUUUACCGAAUCAUAGGAAAGUAACAAGAAAGGUAGGGCAAAAUUUCUCUUAGUAGAGAGUCCUGUCUUGUUCAUAUCAGAUGAACACACAGUAGCUAAAGUGUAGAAACAAAAUAGUGGACAGGAGGAAUAAACUCGUCAGAUGAUUGUACACAGUGAAACGGAGCUGUUUGACUAAUUGCGAAACAAAACAAGUCCACGGAAUUUGUUCCACGGGAUUUGGCAAAGAAAGAAGUACAGAGCGUUUUCUCAUCUCUAAUGGUUCCUUACCUAUUUGUAUAGAAGAUAGCAAGAUGCAGGAACCAGAGGCAUUACCACCAACGUCCAAUGCAACAUCGGAAACACCCGAGACAACACUUCCUAAAGAUGAGGAUCAAGUUUGGGAUGUAGCUCCAGAAUGUUCCAUUUGCUUCACGCCAUAUGAUAAUGUCUUUAAGACACCUAAAGUUCUGCAGUGCAAUCACACAUUCUGUCUGGAGUGCCUGUCUCGUUUUGUCAGUGUUUCACCAGAACAGAAAGGCACCCAGAUUACCUGCCCCCUUUGCAGACAGCCAACUUCUGUGCCUGAAAACGGUCCACCAGCUCUGACCACCAGCCAGGAGGUUCUGGGGCAACUGCCCAGCCACCAGCAGCAAGAGGAGCGUGUAUGGCUCGAAGGACAGAAGCUCUGCUAUGCAAAUCCACAGGCACCCAAUGGUGUCUGCAUUAACAUUGGGGGUAGCAAGGAACAGAAUGAGAACAGACAAGAGGAAACGGAGAAUAACAGGAACUCUCUGAGGAACUGCAUGGGUCUACUCAAAAGGUGGCAGCGACUAGUGAUCUACCUACUGGUGUUGCUCAUACUGCUCAUCAUAGUCAUCUGGCCCAUCCAGUGCAUCUUCAACCGGGGUUCGACAUCAGGCUGCUUUAUGAAUCAGGACAUGCACCUGAUUACCAUCACUACAGCGUCAGCCAGCACAAAUGGGUGAACAUUUUCAGGAUUUAAUUCUUCUGGUGAACCUGCAGUGAGGUUGAGUUUACUCAGGAAUAUUCAAAGACAGUGCUACAGUCAUGUAAUGAUUUCAAUUCAGCUCUUCCACAAUAAUGGAAAUUGCUACAUCCUGGAUAUUGUGCACUCUGCCAUACAGUUUACACUUAAGUUUUUGAGAGUUUCAUCUAUACUUUUCAUAGCAGUCUGAAAUAUUGAAGAUUAAUAUUCCUGCGAAAAUCAACUGAGCCAAAAAUCUAACAAAUUGUUAUCGAUAGAUGAGGAGUGCUUUGGUUGAAACCUUAAGUUAGUCUGUCUUUCUGGUAUAGUUAUGACAAAACCUCAGUCAUUUGAAGUUGAUCAUUUUGUUGUUGGAAAUCAAUAUUAUAAUUCAGAUUUGGAAAAUAAUAAUCCAGGUACAGUGUAAACUUACAGACAAGUGUUCUUUUUGCUUGGGAUUGUGCUAUGACCACAAUCAUAGUACAAUAUGACUCAAAUUUAAAAAAAAAAAAAAGAAAUAGUGGGAAGCACAAUGGUGCAGUAGUUCACUGUUGCCUCACAGCAAGCAGGUUCUGGUUAAGAACCUCAUGGCCGAUUGGGUCCUUUCUGUGAGGAGUUUGCAUGUUCUUCCCGUGCCUGCAUGGGUUUCCUCCAGGUGUGCCAGUUUCCUCCCUCAGUCCAAAGACAUUUGGAUUUGGUCAACUAGCUACUCUAAAUUGCCCAUGUAUGUGAAUGUGAGUGUGAACGGUGGUCUGAUACUGUGUUAGCCCUGCAGUAGAUUGGCGACCUGCCCAGGGUGUACCUCGCCUCUUGCGCAAAGUCAGCUGGGUUUGGCUCCAGCUUCUCUGACAGAUAAGCAGUAACAAUAAUGGAUGAAUGGAAGGAUUAAUGGAUGGAUAAUUAAAUAGCUACCUCAUGGACAGCUGUACAUAACAGGAGGACAUAAUCACUAUAUUGAUUUGAAGACAGUAAGACAGUAUUCUUAGGAAUAUCUGUAUUAUUCACUUUACAUCAAUGCUUAUAUUUACAGCAUUUAUCCAGAAUGACUUACAGUAGUUUGUAGUCUCUAUAAAAAACAGUAAUAGGUUAGUUUAGAGUAGUAAUUUUAUUGUUCACGUUGCAAUGCUUUUAGUCAGUGACUCGGCCCUUUAUUUAACGAGAGGAAAUGUCUUCCAUCACUUUGGUGCCAAUAUUAAAAAAAAGUCUUAAAUAUUUGUGUCUUCCUUGUAUUUUGAGGAAUGACGGGUCAAGCUGAGCCAUGCUUCAAGUCAUAUGUUUAAAUUAAAUGUUACUAAGAAGUCUUUUCCAGAUUUAAGAACAAAUACUACUGUAAGGUAACCCAAGGGUGAUUAUUAAAUCACAAUAUUUUGUUUCCUGGUGCGUUCCUCCCAUAAUCCAUGAUUUCUCCACUUUCUAAAAGUAACAUGCUAUACACUACCGUUCAAAAGUUUGGGGUCACUUUGAAAUUUCCUUAUUUUUGAAAGAAAAGCACUGUUCUUUUCAAUGAAGAUCACUUUAAACUAAUCAGAAAUACACUCUAUACAUUGCUAAUGUGGUAAAUGACUAUUCUAGCUGCAAAUGUCUGGUUUUUGGUGCAAUAUCUCCAUAGGUGUAUAGAGGCCCAUUUCCAGCAACUCUCACUCCAGUGUUCUAAUGGUACAAUGUGUUUGCUCAUUGCCUCAGAAGGCUAAUGGAUGAUUAGAAAACCCUUGUACAAUCAUGUUAGCACAGCUGAAAACAGUUGAGCUCUUUAGAGAAGCUAUAAAACUGACCUUCCUUUGAGCAGAUUGAGUUUCUGGAGCAUCACAUUUGUGGGGUCGAUUAAAUGCUCAAAAUGGCCAGAAAAAUGUCUUGACUAUAUUUUCUAUUCAUUUUACAACUUAUGGCGGUAAAUAAAAGUGUGACUUUUCAUGGAAAACACAAAAUUGUCUGGGUGACCCCAAACUUUUGAACGGUAGUGUAUAAUACAAAAACAAACAGAACCUGCCUAAUUACAUAAUUAAAUGAUGUACUGGGUAAUAUUGGCUAUCAGGUCAUGUCACGGCUUUAAAAAUAUUGGUGAAUGGUCAGCAUGUGGGAAUGUAAAUGCUCCAGAUCGUGUUAUGUAUGUACUGAAAUGUAGACAGUGUUGUAUAUAUGGAUGCUCUAUGCUACACAGAAACACCUUGCUAUAUAUAACAUCACUCUGAUCACAUUUUCUUAUUGGCUAAUGUCAAUUCUGAGUUUUCUUUGGAUUUGUAUCAUCAAGAAAAUAAAUCAAUAAAAAAUAUGAUUCCUAUGAAA